This is a messenger RNA of Oppia nitens, 937 nucleotides long. RefSeq lists its product as uncharacterized. The transcript has a single exon. Gene Ontology annotation, cellular component: cytosol. Lineage: Eukaryota; Metazoa; Arthropoda; Arachnida; Sarcoptiformes; Oppiidae. Gene Ontology annotation, biological process: mannose metabolic process; protein N-linked glycosylation; GDP-mannose biosynthetic process. The record is from RefSeq and is a predicted model, not a curated record. Gene Ontology annotation, molecular function: phosphomannomutase activity. The coding region runs from base 145 to 927 and encodes 260 amino acids.
GAAUAAUAGACAAAUAUAAUCAAUUGAUUUGUUGAUCACUCACUGAUUCAGACUGUCUGUGAUUCAGAGUAAGUCUUAAGAAAAAAAAGUGGAAGAAUUGGUUCAAUUGAUUGCAUUAUUGGUUGGUUAGACGUGUCUUGAGAUAUGACGACAAUCAAUAAGACAUUAGUGUUGUUUGAUGUCGACGGCACUCUCACCCAAUUCCGACUACCAAUUAAACCUGAAAUAUCCGAAGUUCUUACAAAACUUAAAGAAAAAGUGACCAUUGGUUUAGUCGGUGGAUCAGAUUUGCCAAAAAUAGCUGAACAGAUGGGUAGACAGGGAGACGAUGUUAGUGAAGCAAUAGAUGAUGUCAUACAACGAUAUGACUAUGUGUUUGCUGAGAAUGGAUUAGUUGCGUACAAGAAUGGCUCACUUUUAGCUAAAGAAAGUAUUGUUAAUUAUAUCGGCGAACAAAAGCUUCAGAAGUUAAUUAACUAUUGUCUCGGAUAUAUGUCGUCACUUGAAUUGCCGGUAAAACGCGGAAAUUUUGUUGAGUUUCGCAACGGACUCAUUAACAUCUGUCCCGUCGGUCGCAGCUGUUCUCAGAAAGAAAGGGAUGACUUCGGCGCUUAUGACGCCAUUCAUAAAAUUCGCGAAAAGUUUAUUAAAGAUGUGAAACAACACUUUGGCGAUGAGUUAGAUCUCAAUUAUGCAAUCGGAGGACAAAUUAGUUUUGACUGUUUUCCCAAAGGAUGGGACAAAACAUUUUGCUUGAAAUAUGUUGAGAAAGAUUUCGAUAAAAUAUACUUUUUUGGUGAUAAAACACAACCGGGAGGUAAUGAUCAUGAGAUCUAUUCAGAUCCAAGAACUAUAGGUCAUUCAGUCAAAGAUCCCAAUCACACCAUACAAAUUCUUAAACAAUUAUUUUUUAAUGAAAAUAAAUGAAUGAAUGAUA